UCAUUUCUAGUGGAAAAACUGACCGUAGCCUAUCUAGGGUUAUAUAAUCUUUGGUACAGAACUCGUUUCACUCGGCUCGGAAGUAUGCCAGCUAUUUCCGGUUCCAGGUGCGUUCUAUUGUAUGCUAACUAGUUAGCAGCUUCAAUUACUGCAGAUAAUCGGCGAGUUUCGCAGUUUUCGGAAUUAACGUCUAGCUGAUAUCGUAUGGACGUCAUUGUAAAAUAUGCCAGUCGUUUAAGUGGAUACAUCUACGACGUUGAGAAAACAGUUCAGUACGUUUGGCACUCAAAUUAACCUACUUUGCCAAUAAGUUGAUAGCUACGUGGACGUUUUCGGAUCUUGAUUAGCUAACUGUUAUAGGGGACAAGAUCAAGAAGUGGAAGAGACCCAAGAGAAACACAUUGUCAGAGAUUUAAUAUUGGCCUGCUACAUUCCUCCACCAAACGUCUUUACCCUGUAAAGUUGGACAUGUUCUUCAGGAAGUACCUGAAAAUAUUGUAGCCGUACAUAUAUGUAUAGACUAAGAUAUCUUACAAUUGAAUCCCUAAUCUUUACACUGUAGACGUAAAACUGGCUAUUUGAUUUACGCAAAGUUGUAUUUUGGUAUGGUUUGUAUGGCACUCACUGUUAUAAGAGCAAAAUUGGCUAAAGCAAGGUGAAAGUCUAUUUGGGGAAGACAUGUAGCUAGUACCUCACAUUGGAAUUUUCCCUUGGGUGUAGGUGUUGUGCUGUGUAGGGACCGUUGUUGUUGUUGGUUUCAAUAUAACAUUGAACACCUACAGGUCUUUCAUGUCCUGCGGUGCACACCCUCUUAUUGUUAAUUUGACUCAUCUAAUGUACUAUACUCUAACAAAACCUUUGAGCUGAUAGAAAUAAUAUACAGUUUAACCCGUUAGUACAUUCUUCAUAAGUCCUUUAGUCUAAAAUCCAGACAGAAUUAAGGGAACUAAACUAAGGGAGCUGACAUGACAGCUGUAGUAGGAAGAGUCUGGGGGUGGGUGCGUCCAGCUGUCUCCUACCGGCCCUGGGGCAGCAAAGUAGCACCUGACAAAAACAUGAAAGACGAGAGGCAGACAAGAGGCAGCUGGGGCUUGGGAGGGUUAACAACGUGGUUUUGGGGAACCGGACAGAAAAGGCAAGCAAGUGACCAAACAACAUUGAUUGACGAGUACUGGGAAGCAAGUGAGGAGAAAAUCCAGUCCCUGGAAAUUGAAGAUCUGGGCAAGGGCAAGCAGGUGGCUGAGGGGAAAGCAGAACAUGGUGGCUCCAGAUGGUGGACUAAGGUUCUGCCGUCCUCCGACUUCCUCUGGCCGAGAGCAGCUGAACCUGGUGGGCUCAAGCAGAGGAAAUGUAUCGGUGGAGGAUGGGACUCUGACAACGAUGGGGAGUAUUCUGACUAUGGAACUCCUCCACCUUCUCCCACACCUAGCUCCUCAUCAGCCUUCCGGUUCUUUGCACGUGCCUGGAAUGGGGAGAUAGUUCCGGAACACUAUGAGAUCUGCUUCAACCUCCUUCGCCACCUGUUUGACCUGCUCGUGGUGGGCUUCCUGUGGACUGUGUCCCCCCCUACCAAGUUGGUCCUGGAGAUGCUAGGGGUCCAAGGAGGACUGAAGUUGUGGCUCCAUGGAAUGGCAAUGUUUUUUGUCUCCACUGUUGGAAUGGCAGGACUGCUCUGGUUGGUCCAGGAGUAUCUUCCACAUUUUGCUCUGGUGUACGGCAUCGUGCAAGCACUAGUCAUCUCUGUCAGCGUCCGGCAGUGUGUGAUCUUAGGAGAGGGCGAUGAGGUGGAGGAAGAGAAAGGACAAAAGGAGGUGGAAGAUGAUGAGGAGGAGGAGGAGGAGGAGGAAGUGGGAGACGAUGGGGAAGUUACAGAAAUGUACCUGACUACAAAAUAAUACAUCAAAGGAAAGAUGAUCCCUGAAAGAAAGUUUGUUUUGGAAAUCCUUUGACAUGGAGGAAAGUUGGGAAGAGGGAUGUUUUUUUUUGGGGGGGGGGGGGGAUUGUUGUUUCGAGACCCUGACGUGGAGGGACUGAGAAGUUACGUUUCGACAGCCUAUCAAUGCAAAGACAGUCAUGUGAAAAGAGCUGAGCCCAGCUGACACUGUGUUCAAUGAGGAGAGGGAGAGGCUGAAGGACUUUGAAGCUACAUUUCACCUCACUACUGUGAUAUUCAUUGGAGCUGAGGCAAAGCACAUCCACUACAAUCUUGGUCAAAUAGGCCCCAGUGAUAACACUGUCAUCUCUCAGUUCUAUUCUUCUGCCUUUUCGUAUGAGUUUCCCUCACCCUAAAGUACUUUUCUUUGAUACUCAAAUUCAUACAAUUAUGUUUAAUUAGACAUGGCAAGAGGGAUUCUUUUGUUUUGUUCAGAUUCACUUUUGAAUAUCUACUCGACAGAUACCAGCACCUUUUUUUCAUAGUUUUCUUUCCAAGCUUGAUGUUUGUUUUUUGGACGUAAUGUUUAUUAGCCUUCUCUGUUUAUUUCCUGUGCCAUAAUACUGCAUGUGUAGGUAGUUUAACUUUACAAGUAUGCCUUAGUAUAUUAUCCCUGUCUUUCUCCAUGAUAAUCAUAUUCUUCAUAGUACACUACAAAUUGAACACAUUUAUAUAUGUAUCUGUCUUAUCACACAUAUGGUUCCUGAUUUGAAAGGUAACUUACAGACCAGAAACAUUCAAUGGUAACCCUCUUUUUUUUUUUUAAGAAAAUGUGUUUAUAUGAAACUUGGUUGUGCAAUUAUCCAGUAGCACGUUUUGCACAAUCCCAUAGAAACCAACAGUCAAGCUCAGGAACACUAAAUUCUACCUGCAAAGGUUUUCUUCUUCCUCAGCAUGAGCCACAAUCUACAGUAUUGCAUGCGGAAGAGUUUUUUUUUUUACCCACAGUGCCCCUGUAUCAUGAAAGAAUGUUCUAGUUUCUACAAUGGCCUUUUUCAGAUAGUUUUUUUGUAUCGUAGCAAAACAGAUACAGCUAUCAAAACUUCACAGUGACGCAGAACGCUAUACGAUACCCUCGCUGCGUACUGAUAAUGAGAACUUUGAACAGUGAUACCAUAUCUGCAAUUCCUCUCUGCCUUUUAUCUCGUGUGUGUUUUUGUCGCAUUUUUGACUUGUUACUCCAUGUGUCGAUUAUAAAGAAAGAUGUUGUUUUGUAACGAGAAUGUGCAAUGUCCCCAGACAAGUGCUGGAUCACUGUCAAAAUGACUCGAGAAUCUUAUUCUCAAAAAAUAAUAAGGUAGCAAAACCAUCACAUGAAAAUCCACCAUGGCUAUGUUCAGUAGCCAAACAUUGAUCAAUGUUGCAGGUAAAAAAAAUGCCAUGAAAAGAGUGACAUAUCUCAUAUGGUGUGUUUAUCCUAGAAGGCACCCUAUUGCCUAUAUAGCCCUAUGGGUCCUGGUCAAAAGUAGUGCACUAUGUGGGGAAUAGGGUGCCAUUUGGGAUGCAUCCAAGGCCAUGUGUCAGGUAUUGGGAGCUCUCCGUCAAUAGGAUUCAUACUUUUGGCAGCCAGGACAAAGACCAGAAUAACCUCACUGAUGAGGUCGCUGGAUGUGACCUGGUCAUUUAACUUAUUUCUACUCGUCUCCAUGGCCACAAACCACUAAUUCAGUAUCCCUCUGUGCUGAUCUAUAGUGAGAUGAGGUAACUACGGUACAGUCCUGGAAACCUGAACGGUCUUUUAGGUGGGGUUGAUGGGAGACCCAGGGCUUUAUUCAUUAGUGCACACCGUAGAAAAACAUUGUGCAACGGAAAUUAGUUCUGAUAGUCUUCCCCCUUUUGGCCUGUUUGCUUACGUUUGGUUCCUAGUGAAUACACCCCUGGCCUGAACUAUCAGUGUUGUAGGAGAGAUUGUUGGGAGAUGGGAGGUCCAUAAUUAAUAUAAUAAUAAACCAAUAUUCUAAUUUCCA
This is a messenger RNA of Oncorhynchus masou masou (cherry salmon), 3900 nucleotides long. RefSeq lists its product as uncharacterized. The record is from RefSeq and is a predicted model, not a curated record. NCBI's taxonomy places the organism in Eukaryota, Metazoa, Chordata, Actinopteri, Salmoniformes, Salmonidae. The transcript has 3 exons. The coding region runs from base 966 to 1895 and encodes 309 amino acids.